This is a messenger RNA of Phragmites australis (common reed), 1968 nucleotides long. RefSeq names its product mitogen-activated protein kinase 2-like. Gene Ontology annotation, molecular function: protein tyrosine kinase activity; protein serine/threonine kinase activity; ATP binding. Lineage: Eukaryota; Viridiplantae; Streptophyta; Magnoliopsida; Poales; Poaceae. Gene Ontology annotation, cellular component: cytoplasm; nucleus. Bases 392 to 1561 code for a protein of 389 amino acids. The transcript has 6 exons. Gene Ontology annotation, biological process: intracellular signal transduction; protein phosphorylation. The record is from RefSeq and is a predicted model, not a curated record.
GACACACCAUGCACAGCACCGCCGCGAGGGGAAGGCGAAGCAGAAAGCAGAGAAGAAAGAAAGCGAGGGCGGGAGGAAUGGCCUGGAAGAUCUCUGCGGCUGCAGCCCCAGGAGGAGGGAGGGAGGGAGGAGCAACAUCACCAGCAACCAACUCCUCUUUGGCCGUCACGGGAGAUCGAUUUCCCCUCGCGAAAAAGCUCCCGCCUUUUCCCCUUUCCCCAACGCUCUCCCUUAUCUCCUCCGCUCCCGACCUCCAUCCAACCAACCACGCCUCCUCCCUCCUCUGAGUCUCUCUCUCUCUCUCUCGCUCUCGCUCCCUCUCGCUUGUGCGGCCGGCGUUUCUCGGUUUCUUGGGAACAGAGAGAGACAGCCGCCGACGAGGUGGUGGUCGAUGCGCAUGGAGGGGGGAGGAAGCGGAGGCGGCGGAGCCGGGGUAGGAGGGUGCCUGGGGCUGAGCCACUUCGGGGAGGCGCAGAUCAAGGGCACGCACACGCACGGCAGCCGCUACGUGCAGUACAACAUCUACGGCAACCUCUUCGAGGUCUCCGCCAAGUACGUCCCGCCCAUCCGACCCGUCGGACGUGGCGCGUUCGGCAUCAUCUGUGCUGCUGUCAAUGCUCAGACUCGCGAGGAGGUCGCCAUCAAGAAGAUUGGUAACGCAUUCGACAAUCAGAUGGACGCGAAACGGACUUUACGAGAAAUUAAGCUGCUUCGGCACAUGAAUCAUGAAAAUGUUAUUUCAAUAAAGGACAUCAUACGCCCGCCGAGGAGGGAGAAUUUCAACGAUGUUUAUAUAGUUUACGAAUUGAUGGACACCGAUCUUCAUCACCUUCUACGAUCGAACCAGCCACUAACAGAUGAUCAUUGUCAGUAUUUCGUCUAUCAGCUGCUUCGAGGAUUGAAGUACGUGCACUCGGCAAAUGUCUUGCACAGAGACCUCAGGCCAAGCAAUCUGCUGCUCAAUGCCAAAUGUGAUCUUAAGAUUGGGGAUUUUGGCCUGGCAAGGACCACAACUGAAACCGAUUUCAUGAUGGAGUAUGUCGUUACGCGAUGGUACAGAGCGCCCGAACUCCUCCUGAACUGCUCAGAGUAUACCCAAGCUAUUGAUAUGUGGUCAGUGGGCUGCAUCCUUGGUGAGAUUGUGACAAGAGAGCCUUUGUUUCCUGGAAAGGAUUAUGUUCAUCAGCUGAGGCUAAUAACUGAGCUUAUAGGCUCACCUGAUGACACGAGCCUUGGGUUCCUCCGAAGCGAUAACGCCCGCAGAUACGUGAGGUCCCUUCCUCAAUACCCCAAGCAACAAUUCCGUGCACGAUUUCCCACUAUGUCUAGUGGUGCCAUGGAUUUGCUUGAGAGGAUGCUUGUGUUUGAUCCGAGCAAAAGGAUUACUGUUGAUGACGCUCUGUGCCACCCAUACUUGGCAUCCCUUCAUGAGAUAAAUGAUGAACCCAUCUGCCCAGCGCCUUUCAGCUUUGAUUUCGAGCAGCCAUCGCUCACCGAAGAAGAUAUCAAGGAAAUCAUAUGGAAAGAGUCUCUCAAGUUCAACCCUGAACCAAUUCACUAAAUAGUUCCCAAUGUAAAAAGGAGCAAACCAGAAAGGCAUAUCUAUCCACUCCAUGGGGGAAGGCAUGAGACAACAGCAAGAUCUCCAAGUGACCACCCCCUUAUCAUCUCAUCUUGUGGCUUGUCAUUGACGACACCCUGACGUCAAAAACAUUGGAAAUUUGUAAAACAAAGCUUGAUCAAUAAUUUGUAGUGGAGAAAGUUGGCAGCUUACCUGCAUCUUGUUAGGUUGUAUCUAUCUUCGGUUGUAUGCUUAAGAACUCUAGGAGCUUGUCACUGCCUAUGGACUACAAUCUCCACUCUCUACAGUCAGCAGCUCAUGUCACCUUCCAGCAAUUCCUGUUAUGUUCUAAAAUCUUAAUGAACAUAAAAUCGCAUGAUAUAAUGUGACAUUACUCAUCAGCCUCA